Molecule: messenger RNA, 1320 nt
Organism: Penicillium daleae
Lineage: Eukaryota; Fungi; Ascomycota; Eurotiomycetes; Eurotiales; Aspergillaceae
Product: Major facilitator superfamily domaingeneral substrate transporter
Exons: 8
Coding region: 1-1320 (439 amino acids)
Biological process (GO): transmembrane transport
Cellular component (GO): membrane
Molecular function (GO): transmembrane transporter activity
Source: RefSeq, a predicted model, not a curated record
AUGUCUGCCAAAGGCAUAGAGACGGCAACGACUAUGAAGGAGUCUGUCGAGGAUGACUACGUUCUCUCUCACCGUGAGAAACAAAUAAUGCGGCGCAUCGAUUUACGUCUUGUUCUUGGGGCAGCUUUAGGUUACUCAGUCAAUCUGAUGGAUCGAGGCAAUGUCGGAAUGGCGGCUAUCGCAGGAAUGUUGAAAGAUCUGGAUUUUGUCGGCUAUCGAUAUUCCCUGGUGGUUCUAAUGUUCUUUGUCACCUACGGUAUGGGGUUCGCCAAAACUUGGAGUCAGGUUCUGGCCAUCCGUAUACUCCUGGGAGUUUUUGCGGCCGGGUAUUUCCCGGGAUGCAUGUAUUUGCUCUCUUGCUGGUACCUUCGCUACGAGGUGCAGAAGCGAUUUUCAGUAUUCUACGGCGUGGGCUGUGUAGCGUCAGCCUUGGCAGGUAUUCUAGCAUUUGGGCUGAUUCACAUGGAUGGCAUUCAGGGAAUCUCAGGUUGGCGAUGGAUCUUCAUCAUGGAGGGAGUGAUAACGGUCGGCCUGGGCGUUCUCUGUUAUGUUCUCAUUGUUGAUUUUCCGGACAAAGCAUCGAGAAGUUGGAAAUUUCUCACUGAGGAGGAAUGUGAUUUCGUCAUACGCCGCAUUGAUCGUGAUCGGUUGGAUGCUGAGCCAGAGGCAUUUACGCUUCGACGCUUCCUGAAACCAGCGCUUGAUAUUAAAAUCUGGGGAUAUGCAGUCCUGUUCGGCUGCCUUACAAUAAACACGUACGCCAUGGCGUACUUCCUUCCGAUCAUCCUGUCCGAGGGCAUGGGAUUUGGGGUAGGAGCAUCUCAAUGUCUCUCUGCACCGCCAUGGGUAUUUGCUGCUUUGCUCAUGUUUGCCGCAGCUUGGGUUGGAGACAAAAUCCAAAGACGCGUUCCCGUAUUACUUUUCAAUGUCUGUCUCUCACUUAUUGGACUUCCAAUGAUGGGAUUCUUGAAGAACAACGCGGCCCGCUAUGUCGGGGUAUUCUUGACUGUCGCAGGAGCAAACGCAAAUGUGCCUGCGUGCAUGGCAUGGCAAGCCAAUAAUAUUCGAGGCCAGUGGACACGUGCAUUCUCCAGUGCUACUCUGAUUGCGUUCGACGGAAUCGGCGGCAUCAUCGCCAGCUUGGUUUUCGAGAAAGAUGCACCCCGAUACCGACCUGGCGUAUACACUGCGCUCGGAGCAAAUAUUGUAUUUCUCCUCACCGUCGUGUCUCUGGCAUUUUGGUACCGGCGUUGCAACAAGAAAGCAGAUCGCGGCGAACUUAUAAUUGCUGGGAUUGAAGGAUUCCGUUAUACUAUUUGA